AUGCCGACCAAUAUUCCUCAUGGUGCUGAUGCAAACCGUGCUAUUCGAAACAUUUCAAAGAUCAUUUUGAUAAAUGGGCAAAGGGGAUUCGGAACAAUACAUUUAGCCGAAUGGUUUGAUGGACAAAUUGAACAAUUGAAUAUUGAAAAUCAACAAUGGAAAAGAUACGGUCGUCGACGAGUG
Molecule: messenger RNA, 183 nt
Organism: Dentiscutata erythropus
Lineage: Eukaryota; Fungi; Glomeromycota; Glomeromycetes; Diversisporales; Gigasporaceae
Source: the annotation of a GenBank genome assembly